AUGGCCGGCCCGAAGACGGAUAAUGCCAUUUCCAUGAUCGAAAAUGGCAUGGAAAAGCAAGAAACAUUCCAGGUCGAUGCUAUUUUUUACAAACGAUCUGGAGCGGCGAGAAUGUUUCAGAUUCAAUGUAUUCCGAUAAGAAAUCAUAAAGAGGAAAUCAUUUUCUACACGGUGCAUUUGCACGAGCCCGAGCUAAAAUCGCCAAUGCGCCGCGAUGGUCCUGGCAGAUUUGGGAUGUUUUCUCGCUCAAGUCGCCAGACAAACCCAGAAGAGUGCAAUGAAGACAUGUUGCGAAUCCCCGAGCGAGAAAGCAAGACGGGCCCGGAUGUCAAACUCCUCGACACAAGCAGUCAAUCCGUCCCUGCUUAUAUUAUUCUUCAUUAUGGAACGUUCAAGCAGAUCUGGGGCUGGUUCAUUCUCUUAUUGCCAUGA
This is a messenger RNA of Oikopleura dioica, 432 nucleotides long. The record is from the annotation of a GenBank genome assembly. Lineage: Eukaryota; Metazoa; Chordata; Appendicularia; Copelata; Oikopleuridae.